Molecule: messenger RNA, 3156 nt
Organism: Colletotrichum chrysophilum
Lineage: Eukaryota; Fungi; Ascomycota; Sordariomycetes; Glomerellales; Glomerellaceae
Exons: 3
Coding region: 1-3156 (1051 amino acids)
Biological process (GO): mRNA 3'-end processing
Cellular component (GO): nucleus
Molecular function (GO): mRNA binding; protein binding
Source: RefSeq, a predicted model, not a curated record
AUGGAUUCCGAACUCCCAGAGAACGGCCAACACGUUGAGGGUGCGUCUUGGGGAGAAGAGGGAUAUGGAGGAGAAGAGAUUCAGCAUAGCGACCAACAAAGUCAAGAUCCUGCCUUCUCACUUGAUGCUGCGAAUGGUGACCAAGAAGAUGCUGGCGAAUACGACCCCGAGUCCGUCAGCUACGACCCAGCCUCCGUUUCGAUAACUCCAGUCCCACAGAUCACAGAGUCCCAGAGCCCGACCGUUCCCACUCCGCCUGCGUCCGCGAAACCAAAAUCGGGCAAGCCCAAGACCAAGGGAGGAUUCCUAGUGGGAGACUCCGAUGAUGAGGAGGAGGACGCGUCGACCCCGGCUUCGAGCACUGUUGCUGCGCCGGCUGCCGUCGCACACAAUCCUUCCCCCCUUCAUGCGUCCAUACCAGCUCAGAAUGCCCCUGCAGAACAGCUGCACGAGGCUGUCCCUGUGAGAGCCCCCAGUGCUGCGUCUGCUUCUGCUGUGGCUCCCGCCCCUGCCCCCGCUCCCGUCCCUACUCCUGUGCCGGCUGCUCAAGCUGCCCAGUCUGUCCAGACCAGAGACCCUAAUGACACGAUUGGUAUCUUGGAGGACCGCGUGAAGGAGGAUCCUCGUGGCGAUAUGGAUGCAUGGCUAUCUCUGAUCGCAGAGCACCGCCGCAAUGACCAGCUGGACGAGCUUCGCGGUGUGUACGAUCGGUUUGUGCAGGUGUUCCCUCAAGCAGCCGAAAUUUGGGCACAAUGGGCCCAGCUCGAGCUAGACUCAAACCGAUUCCAGACCGCAGAAGAGCUCUUCAACCGCUCCCUCGUCAAUGCCCCCAAUGUUCAACUGUGGACUGUCUACCUGAACUACAUCCGCAGGCGGUACGACCUCAACAACGACCCGAAUGGCGAAGCGCGCCGAAUUCUCAGCAUGUCGUACGAGUUCGUCGUUAGUUCUGUUGGUAUCGACCGUGACGCCGGUCAGCUUUGGAAGGACUACAUCCAGUUUAUCAAGAGCGGGCCCGGCCAGGUUGGAGGCAGCGGUUGGCAAGACCAGCAGAAGAUGGACCAGUUACGGAAAGCCUACCACCGUGCCAUCACGGUGCCCACUUCAGCUCUCACAGACUUAUGGAAGGAUUAUGACCAGUUUGAGAUGAGUCUCAACAAGACCACUGGUCGCCAGUUCAUUCAGAAGCGCUCACCUGCGUACAUGACUGCCAAGGCAUCCAACUCGCAGCUUGACCGUCUUAUUCCUAGACUUCAACGGAGUACCCUGCCUCGCCUCCCUCCCGCCCCUGGCUUCGACGGCGAUCAGGAGUUCAUGGAGCAGGUCGACCUCUGGAAGAAAUGGAUACAAUGGGAGAAGGAAGACCCCUUGGUUCUCCAGGAAGAGGAGCCCGAAGCUUACACAGCCCGCGUGCUCUACUGCUACAAGCAAGCGUUGAUGGCGCUUCGCUUCUGGCCGGAGAUGUGGGUCGACGCAGCUGAGUGGUGUUUUGCCAAUAAUGUUGUCAAAGAGGGCAAAGAGCUUGGGUUGUCUUUCCUGACCGACGGUAUCACGGCGAACCCUGAGAGUGUCUUGCUGGCACUCAGACACGGCGACCGCGUCGAGAUGACAUAUCCUGCGGGUGACGACGAUGCGAGCAAGGCCGCUCGCGCAAAGGCUAUUCGGGAGCCCUACAGCCAGGUCCUCGACAAUCUCUAUGCCAUGUCGAAGAAGCUCAAGGAACGGGAAGAGCAGGCCAUUCGCAGGAUUGAGGAAGCUGCGGCUUUCGAUCCCAACAUCAAGGACUCUAUCGAGCGCAACGACGAUGAUGUUGAUGGUGAGGCCCCAUCGGCUGAACUUGCCAAGGAAGAGCGCGUCAAGGCUGUAAAGCAGGGUUUCUCGGUGCAAACCGAUAUGCUGAAGCGUACCAUCUCGUUCGUGUGGAUUGCGCUUUGUCGGGCUGCGCGCCGAACCCAGGGCAAGGGAAGCGCCAGCCAAGGUCUCCGUCAAGUGUUCAUCGAGGCAAGGAGCCGUGGCCAGCUGACCAGCGACGUCUACAUUGCUGUUGCCAAGAUGGAGGCACUCAUUUACAACGACCCAGCUGGCGGCAAAAUCUUCGAUCGCGGUGCAAAGCUCUUUCCGGAGGAUGCUAGCUUCAUGCUUGAAUAUAUCAAGUUCUUGCACUCCAAGGGGGAUACGACAAAUGCCCGCGUCGUCUUCGAGACCUGUGUCAACCGCCUGACGCAGAAGGAAGAGAAGAGGGACCAGGCGAAGGCGCUCUACUCUUACUUCCACAAGUAUGAGUCGCAAUUCGGCGAACUGUCCUCAAUCGCCGAACUUGAAAAGCGCAUGUCCGAACUCUGGCCUGCCGACUCCAAGCUCGCCCACUUUGCCAGCCGCUUCUCCGUCGAGACCUUCGACCCUAUCGCCUACCGCCUCAUCAUCUCGCCUGCUGCUCAACUGCGACCCAGGAUGCUCAUCCCCGUCGUUGAGCAGCCCACAUCUGUGCGCCAGACUCCCAUGCCUGUGCCAAUUCGACAGACUGCCAGCCCCGCUCCACAGUACAUGGGUGUCACCAACUCACCCAAGCGCGCCUUCCCUGGCGAUGACUAUGAAGAGCUCAACAGACCACGGAAGCUUGCUAGAGGAGAGUCGCCUCUGAAGGGUGCUGCCGGUCGUCGUCUCGACCAACAACGACGAAACCAAGGGGCACCGCUCUCCAGAGACAUUACCUUUUUCCUUGGUAUCCUCCCUCCUGCCCACGCCUACGCUCACUCGCCCGAUGCCUACCGCCUUAACAUUCACAACCUCGUCGGCCUUAUUCAGAACACCCCGGUGCCCGACUACAGCACUUGGAAAUCUAACCCGGACCCCCGUUCCAGGCAAAACAACGGUAUGCAACCCCCCUCUCAUGGCCGCCAGGCCUCUGGUGACUACGCCGGAUAUGGUGUUGGCGGACGAAGCUCCCCUCAACGGACUCUCAGUCCGUUUGAAGGUUCCGGCCGUCGUCUGGCAUCUGGUUACAGAAGUUCUCCCCUUCGACCUGGUUCCAGUGGCGGAUCUUCUGAGCCCGCUGUACCGUUGGCAACUGCGCCUUACGACCCAAACCUGGCCUGGACCCAAACUCUCUCUGGCUAUCAAGCACCUCCACAACCAUACGGAAGAUAUCAGUAUUGA